Messenger RNA from Pezoporus flaviventris, 824 nucleotides. RefSeq names its product Thy-1 cell surface antigen (gene THY1). Bases 203 to 688 code for a protein of 161 amino acids. NCBI's taxonomy places the organism in Eukaryota, Metazoa, Chordata, Aves, Psittaciformes, Psittacidae. The transcript is spliced from 4 exons. The record is from RefSeq and is a predicted model, not a curated record.
CCGUGACGCCGCCCGGCACUGAUUUGCUGGGGCCGCCCGCCCGGCCCGGCCCAAACUGCGGGGAGCGCCGAGCCGCCCACAGCCCCGCCGGGCAGCACCGGACAGCGCCGGCAGCCCCGCGGGCGGCAGCGCGGACAGCACCGGACAGCGCCGGCAGGCUCCCCUUCCAGUGACAGCCACUGCUGGGCACCUCAGCGGAGAGAUGAACCCCACCGUCGGCAUCGCUGUCAUCCUGACAGUCCUCCAGGCUGCCCACUGCCAGAUGAUCAAGGACCUGAGUGCCUGCCUGCUGGGCCAGAGCCUCCGGGUGGACUGCCGCUAUGAGAACAAAACCAGCAACCCCCUGACCUACGAGUUCAGCAUCACCAAGGACAACAGGAAGCACGUCAUCCACAGCACCAUCAGCGUCUCGGAGAACAUCUACCGCAACCGAGCCAACGUCACCAUGCACAAGAACCUGGUGUGCCUCUACCUGCAGAGCUUCACCACCAGCGAUGAGGGCGUCUACAUGUGUGAGCUGAAGGCCACCAACGACUACACCGGGAACCAGAUAAAGAACAUCACCGUCAUCAAAGACAAACUGGAGAAGUGCGCCGGCUUCAGCCUCUUGAUCCAGAACACUUCGUGGCUCCUGCUCCUUCUCCUUUCCCUGCCUCUCCUGCAAGCCGUGGACUUCGUGUCCCUGUGAAAGGAAAAGCAGGCACACACACACACAUACACACACACGCACAUGCACGCACACACCGAGCACCCCAGCAAACCCGCCUCCCCUGCCAGAACGCAGCCCUUGGAAGGAGAAGCUGAACCAUUUGGAACCAGUGAAA